This is a messenger RNA of Cylindrotheca closterium, 603 nucleotides long. The record is from the annotation of a GenBank genome assembly. Lineage: Eukaryota; Bacillariophyta; Bacillariophyceae; Bacillariales; Bacillariaceae.
AUGUUCCAUGAGAACAAAUCGGGGGAUAUAUUCGCGCCACAGACGUGGAUAGACUACGACGGAUGUGAAGUGAUGACGAAUAAGCAAGACGCUGCCUUAGCGGAAUUCUAUACAAGACGAGGUCCUGAAAUAGGAUGGCGUUGUCCGAAGCCGAGUGGAAGAAUAGGCUCCUCUUUCGAUUCGCCGAUUACGGGCCUCAACUGCACAAAGAGUUUGAUGUGCGAAUACUCACUUGAUUGCGAUUAUUGGGACUACAACGAGUUAUGCGAUGUCCCUCUCGAUAAUGUUCCGCUGUACCACCGAAAUUGCGUCGCCAAAGGUUUUAUGCGUGACAAGGCAAUGGGCAGAGAGUCUGACACAACCAUAUGUGAACCCGGAUUAGGCAACUAUUCAAAAUACCCAGGAUGCCCCUCUACUCCAGAGGAAGUCGUGGACUCGACACAAGAGGAAGCUAUGGACUCGACACAAGAGGAAGCCACGGACUCGACACAAGAGGAAGCUGUCGAGGGGCGCCCAGAAAGUAGCCAUGCUCAUGAGUACUAUGCCCGACUAUCCUUCAUCAUGCUCGUCUGGGCGGCAUUCGAUAGUUAUGGCUAUAGGUAA